Molecule: messenger RNA, 2314 nt
Organism: Magallana angulata
Lineage: Eukaryota; Metazoa; Mollusca; Bivalvia; Ostreida; Ostreidae
Product: leucine-rich repeat transmembrane protein FLRT3-like
Exons: 2
Coding region: 174-1694 (506 amino acids)
Molecular function (GO): protein binding
Source: RefSeq, a predicted model, not a curated record
GUGCUGCCUUACAGAGUAGUUUGCACGCCACGAAAAACCUGUCACGUGAUCUCCUCGCCAUUACGCAUUGGAUUAGACGGAGACCUCUAGUAAUUAGAGUUUUCACAUUUUUCAACUUCUAGAUUAUUGAGAGUUUUUUCAAUGAAGCGAAGAAAAAGAAACCCCCGGAUGUUAUGUCUAAAUAUAGCAUCCACGUGGUUUUGUUUACUACCAACACGUGCUAUGGUGGAAUCAAUAUGCUAAUGCGGCAGUUGCAGUUGCUAGCGAUCAUUGUCGGCAUCGUUCGAGCGUGCCCCGAAGACUGUAAAUGUUUCAGCAAAACUCUGGACUGUAGUUUCAGAAGGCUGAAGGAGCUCUUCAAUAUCCAUGACAACUAUCAGAUCUGGAAUUUCAGUGGCAAUUCAUUGGACACCAAAGCAAUGAUAAAUAUAGAACCAAGUGUUACAGAUUCCGUGCAGAUUCUUGAUAUUAGUCAUAACGAACUUGGCAAUGUUAAAGAGCCCUCUUUCCUACGAUUUGGUCAAUUAAGAGAAUUGAACUUAUCACACAAUGAAUUAAAUGAUUUUAAAAGUUCCUUACCCCCAGGACUUGGGGUUUUAUAUCUCAGUAACAAUUUAAUACAUACAUGGCCACAUCUUUAUUUAGCUCAAGCAUCUCAAGUUACGAAAAUUCAUUUUGAUCAUAAUUUACUUAAUAACAUGAGCUGUGAAGCUGAUGCAGAUUCUCUCUUACACAGACUAAUAAAUCUAGAUUUAUCAUACAACCACAUUGAACAUAUUGAUAAAUGUAUUUUGAAAACUAUGCCAGAUUUAAACGAUUUAAACUUGUCCAAUAACAAAUUAUCUGCAAUAAAAGAAGGGUUAUUUGACUCCAGUACACAGCUACAAAAGUUAGAUUUAUCAAAGAACAUGUUAAGAAAAAUUCCUGGGGGCAUCUUUGAAAAUCUCCCAAAUUUGGCAUACCUAUUUUUAUCACACAAUAAACUUGUAACUUUCCCACUUCAUUUACCUGUUUUUGAAGUAUUAGAUUUGUCUUUUAAUGAAAUUUCAUGUGUGAAAGAGGAUAAAAAGAAGGAUGUAUACCCCCAUGAGAUUCUCUUGUUGGGAGGAAAUCCAUUUCAUUGUGACUGCAAAAUUCGAUGGUUGAAAGAAUUCAUUGAAAUGAGGGAAUAUCAAUUGCAUUACUUUGAUAUUCCAGAGGAAAAGUUCAUUCCAAUUUGUCACAGUCCUUAUAACCUGUUUAACGAACCUUGGAACAUGCUGAGUACCGAUUUAUUCGUCUGUGAUUAUGACAACAUUCACGAGGAGGAGGAUACUAUAUUCGAAAAUUCUGAACAUGAAAGUGAAGAUAACUUAAAAUUAGAAGCAGUGAAUAUUGCAGAAAACUCUGUAAAAUUGCAAUGGAAAAACAUUCAAGUGAUUUCUCUAAUUGAAUCAACAUAUCAACUAAAAUACCAUCAGUUCGGCCAUAGGAACAAAGAGACAAUACGCUCUUUUAGAUCCACCACUUCUUCUUAUGUCCUUCAUAAUCUCACGGCUGGUACAGCUUAUAUCAUCUGCUUGCAAGAGGUCACUUCCAUCAGUAAUAAAGAAUUGGACUGUGUCGAGCUUAUCACAGCUGAGGACAGUUCACUAUUGGCCUACUUAUUUUUUGCUUGCAUUUUAUCAGUUUUGUUUUUCUUUUUUCGUAACUAAAUUGCAGCUGUCAGGAUUGAUCUAAAAUUCCAUCAGAUGACUUAAAGAUUAUUGUGUUUGGAGGGGGGGGGGGGGUUGUAAUUUGUAAAGGGGAGGAACAGAUUUUUUCAUAAAGAAUUAAAAAAUUUUUAGUUUUGAAACUCAUUGUACUGUUGUUAGAGAAAGGGAUAUGCAUGUUUUAGGUUGUUUUUUUUUUGCUAACACUGGAAUCUAUAUGUUGAGGGAUAGUUAUAGCUGCAGGUCUGUAGGUCCUAGUCUGGCUCUGCGGAAAUUCGGAUGGACGACCUGGGAGCUACAGUGCCACCCAUCCAAGGACAUCCAUACAAUUUUUUCAGACUCAGGAAGCUACAGACCUGCAGCUUGGGUAGUUUGAGAUUUUUCUUCAUUUAUAAGAUAAUGAGAUUUUAUUUGGAGGAAAGAGGGAUGUGCCAUAAUCAAUGUUUUUUACUUCAUGUCUAUGAUGUCUUUCUUUACAAUGAGUGUAAAGCAGUUAAUUGAAAAUGGAAGUAAAUACACCAUAGUCAUCAAGCGAAAUAAAGAAUAUCUAAAAUAUUUGUAUUUCAGCUGAUUAUGAUUUUAAAAAACUAUUUUUCAUUUAAUAAAAUUAACUCAGAAAUGUA